UUUCCAACUUUAAGUGUUUAAUGUAAUGUAAUGUAAUGUAAUGUAAUGUAAUGUAAGGACUUUGUCGCCCCCUUGUGGUGAACAUAUAGAGCGCAUGUAAAGCGUCGUCUCGUUGUUUACGUCCGAACCCGGAACUGACAGCAGCACGGAGAUCUGGAUGUGGGCUCCAGAAGAGGAGGUGGUGAGGAGAUGGAGAAGGGAGCAGGAGUGUAUGAAGCAGCGCUUGGUUUUAGAGGACACUGAGGCCUGGCAGAAGGAGCUGGACUUCAGAGGGUUGGAGAGAGUCGGUGGAGUCGACUUGUCGUUUAUUAAAGGAGAUGAACACAAAGCCUGCGCUCAACUCGUCAUACUCAACUACCCUGAGCUCCAGGUGGUGUAUGAUGUCAGUGAGAUGGUGUGUCUCAGUUCUCCAUAUGUUUCUGGGUUUUUGGCCUUCAGAGAGGCUCCACCACUGCUGCAGCUUCUAGACACACUGAAGAGAGAGCAGCCUGAGCUAAUGCCACAGGUGUUGUUUGUGGAUGGAAAUGGUCUGUUUCACUACACAGAGUUCGGCUUGGCAUGUCACCUUGGCGUGCUAUCAGACCUUCCCUGUGUGGGCGUUGCUAAGAACCUGCUCCAGGUGCAAGGUGUGGCCAAAAACGAUGAGCACGUGUCACAGAUCAGCGCUCUAAGUAAAGCAGGUGACACUUUCCCUCUGGUCACCGAUUCAGGAAAAAUAUUGGGACAGGCUCUGCGCAGUUCAGAUCACAGCACUAAACCCGUCUAUGUGUCAGUGGGUCAUCGCAUUAGCCUGGACACGGCCAUCCGCCUCACACACUCAUGCUGUCGCUACCGUGUUCCUGAACCCACACGACAGGCGGAUCUGCGCUCGAGAGAAUACCUGCGAAGACACUUUCCCUCACCCAGCUAAACCCACACACACACACACACACACACACACACACACACACACACACACACACACACACACACACAGUCCAUUAACCUCCCCACACACUCUAGACUACACUGAUCAGGGAGUAUUGAUAAGACACCCACACACACCGCUGUAAGGAGUGAGACAACACUUAUCCUCUUGCACACACAACUACUAUAAACACACACACACACACACGCACACACACAGUCAUAUGUUUUCAUAUGUUUUUGUAGUAUUACUGUAGCGAGAAAGAGAGAGGAAAAGAACGGUUGUUGGGGACAGAUAAAAAGAGAGUUAAAGUGAGAGUGAGAGUGUGUGUGUGUGUGUGUGUGUGUGUGUGUGUGUGUGUGUGUGUGUGUGUGUGUGUGUGUGUGUGUGUGAUGAUUCUGUAGAGCUCUGAGAUCACACAGCAGAUCUGAAACACACACAGCACAUCAUUAGCAUCACCUAGGUUUCCCUUCAUCCGCACGUGUGUGUGUGUGUGUGUGUGUGUGUGUGUGUGUGUGUGUGUGUGUGUGUGUGUGUGUGUGUGUGUGUGUGUGUGUGUGUGUUUGUGUGUGUGAGAGAGAGAGAGACUUGAUGAGGGAUCAAAGCGUAGCACCAUCAGUUCUUGUUCACUCACACAUUCUUCAUCUACACAUUUAUCCUUCAUUUGACCUUUUUAUAUAACGGAGGAGUUUUAGUACACAAUCUGUUAAACUGGCUUUUACAAACACACACACACACACAUACACACA
Molecule: messenger RNA, 1656 nt
Organism: Tachysurus fulvidraco (yellow catfish)
Lineage: Eukaryota; Metazoa; Chordata; Actinopteri; Siluriformes; Bagridae
Product: endonuclease V
Exons: 8
Coding region: 158-910 (250 amino acids)
Biological process (GO): DNA repair
Cellular component (GO): nucleolus; cytoplasm
Molecular function (GO): single-stranded RNA binding; RNA endonuclease activity producing 5'-phosphomonoesters, hydrolytic mechanism
Source: RefSeq, a predicted model, not a curated record